Rotaria sp. Silwood2 is the source of this 1131-nucleotide messenger RNA. The record is from the annotation of a GenBank genome assembly. NCBI's taxonomy places the organism in Eukaryota, Metazoa, Rotifera, Eurotatoria, Philodinida, Philodinidae.
AUGGAUUCAAUAUUUGAUACUACUGGUGAAGGGCAUACAAUACCCAAACCAAGUAAAACGCGAUGGACUUAUAAUUAUGAAAUAGUUCGAUUUGGUGUUAAACAUUAUUUACCGAUCGUUCAAACUCUGGCCACCAUUUCUCAAUUGAAAAUAGAUGGAGCGUCUGAUGGAAAAAGAUAUGCUAUUGAUUUGUUACAAUAUCGCACGGCUUUUGAAAUAAUCCUAUUACAAAAUAUUUUACAACCGGCCAUGAAGUUUCUUCGACAAAUAGAAACAAGAGCUUCGUGCAUGGACAAUUUUACAAUGCACGUAGAUGCAGCCGUAGCUACAAUCAGUCGAGCUGUGGAAGAGUUUGAUUUCAUUUCAUUACGAACGUUAAUGAAUAAUGUACAACAAUAUAUGCCAACAAUACCUUCUACAACUCACUCGACAAGAUCUCGAGCACCAGCACAAGUAGUACUCAUUCAACAAGAUUUUGAUGAAGAUGAGUUACGCGAAAAUGGACAACAAAUAGUGGCAAGUGUUUUACAAUCAUUAAACACGAAAUUUGACCGUGAAGCUAAAGAAUUGAUUAAAAAUGUCUCCAUUUUAUCAACACCAUCGAAGAUGACUGCUGAUGAAUUAUUACACAAUGAAUUGAUACAGAAAUAUACAAAUGAGAUCACAUACAAACAUAUUAGUGUCGAUAAUAAAGUAUAUACAAGAACAGAUUCACCAUUGCUAGACUUCUACAAGUUAAAAACAGAUGUUCAUUCAUUUCUAACAUUAACAAAAGAUAAGACCACAAUUACAUCAGUAUUAACACAUUUAGCCAAAUAUGGGCAAGAACAAGCACCAGAAUGGUAUAGAUUGUAUCAAGUGUUAGCUACCUUUGCUGUUGGAUCAAAUGAAGCUGAACGUUCAUUUUCCGCACUUAGAAGAAUUAAAUCGUGGCAACGUAACCGUAUAAGCAGCUCAACAGCUGAAAUAUGUAUAAAAGUGGCAACUUUAGCUCCAACUUUGACAGAAGAAGCCAUCGAAUAUUUCAUUCAUGACUUCAUUAGUCAUCCAGGUCGAGCAAAAACCAGGAAUAUCAAAAUAUUCAUGAAAGAAGACGAUGAAGCGCAACAAGAAAACAGUGAAGAAGACUAA